Molecule: messenger RNA, 2778 nt
Organism: Rangifer tarandus platyrhynchus (Svalbard reindeer)
Lineage: Eukaryota; Metazoa; Chordata; Mammalia; Artiodactyla; Cervidae
Source: the annotation of a GenBank genome assembly
AUGCCCCACAAGAUUGCAUUCGUCGUCGUCAGCUCAUCUGGACAUGAAGAUGGCUUCAGUGCCCGGGAACUGAUGAUCCACGCACCAACCGUCAGCGGGUGGAGGUCACCGAGGUUUUGUCAGUUCCCACAAGAAAUUGUUCUUCAGAUGGUGGAGCGAUGUCGAAUAAGGAAGCUGCAGCUGCUCGCGCAUCAGUACAUGAUCCCCAGCAAAGUUGAGUUCUACAUCAGUGAGAGCCUGCCCGAGUACUUCACCCCGUAUCAAGCAGAGCGGUUCCGGAGGCUUGGCUAUGUAUCUCUCUGUGACAAUGAGAAGACAGGCUGCAAAGCCCGAGAACUGAAGUCGGUGUAUGUGGACGCAGUGGGGCAGUUUCUGAAGCUCAUAUUUCACCAAAACCACGUCAACAAGUACAAUGUGUAUAACCAGGUUGCUUUGGUUGCAGUAAAUAUCAUUGGAGACCCUGCAGACUUUGGCGAUGAAAGCAAUAUUACCUCCAGAGAGAAGCUGAUUGAUCACUACCUGGGGCACAAUGCAGAGGACCCAGCUCUUGAAGGAACUUGCUCUGGGAAGUCUGAUUAUAUCUCUCCACUAGAUGACUUAGCCUUUGACAUGUACCAGGACCCAGAAGUGGCACAGAUCAUCCGCCGGUUAGAUGAACAGAAGCGCGAGGCCGUGCAGAAGGAGCGCUACGACUAUGCCAAGAAGCUGAAACAAGCCAUCGCUGACUUGCAGAAGGUGGGGGAGCGCCUGGGCAGGUACGAGGUGGAGAAGCGCCGUGCCGUGGAGAAGGAGGACUACGACCUGGCCAAGGAGAAGAAGCAGCAGAUGGAGCGCUUCCGCAGCCGCGUGUACGAGCAGCUGCAGCUGCACCAGCUGGUGGGCGCUGAGCUGAUGAGAAGGCCUCUCGACCUGCCCCUGCAGCCCCUGGCCUGUCCCAGCAGCCCCCACCACCAGCUACCCAUGCACUCCCUGCCACAGCCGGAGGAGAGGGUGACAGAAAACCAGCGUGCGGACCCUUUCCUUCAGGAGAAGCCUUCAUCACACCGCCUGGACGUGUCUCCUCAGCAUCUCACGGUGGACCGGCCACCUCCUGCUACUGACCCCCCUCCCAAGACCCACCCCGAGUCCCUGCCCUACGAUGAACGGCCUCUCCCCGUGACCCGCAAGCAGCUCGGGGUGGCGGUCUCCGAGGCAGAGAGGAGGGACGCGCUCGGCGACGAGGCUUGCAGAGCGGACACCACAGGCGAGCCAGAGCCCCUGACAGAGAAAGCCUUGCGGGAAGCCAGCUCUGCUGUGGAUGUGCUGGGAGAGGCCCUGGUGGCCGGAGCCUACUCCAGGACGUGGUCGCACCGGGAGGAUGCGCUCCUCACCCUGCAUAAGCAGCUGACAGACACACCCCUGGGGACCCCAAAAGAGGACCUGAAGAGCACGCUGAGGGCCGCUGUCUUCCUUGUCAGGAGAGCCAUCCGCGACAUCGUGACCCCAGUCUUUCAGGCAUCUUUGAAACUGUUGAAAAUGAUAAUUACACAGUAUAUUCCUAAACACAAACUGGGCAGGCUUGAGACGGCUCACUGUGUGGAAAGGACGAUUCCUGUCUUGCUCACGAGAACUGGAGACUCUUCUGCUCGCCUCCGUGUUAUGGCUUCUAAUUUCAUUCAGGAGAUAGCCUUGUUUAAGGAAGUGAAGUCUCUCCAGGUCAUCCCAUCUUACCUGGUCCAGCCACUGAAAGCCAACUCCUCAACUCACCUGGCCAUGAGCCAGAUGGCAUUGCUGGCACGACUGCUGCGGGACCUGGGCACGGAGGGUGCGGGCUUCACCGUGGACAGUGUGAUGCGGUUUUCAGUGCAGGCCCUGGAGCACAGGGUGCGAGAGGUGCGUGAGGCGGCCGUAGGGAUGAUCCUGGACCUGUACGCGCAGCACCGGGACCUAGUCCUAGAGUACCUCCCGCCCGACGACAGCGCCACCCGCAGGAACAUCCUCUACAAAACGAUCUUUGAGGGGUUUGCCAAAAUAGACGGCCGACCCACAGAUGCCGAGAUGAGGGCACAGAAAAGAGCUGCUGCCGAAGAAGCAGAAAAACGAAAGAAAGAAGAAAUCAAAGCUUUGCAAGGGCAGUUGGCAGCCCUAAAAGAGAUGCAGGCUGAAGUCCAGGAAAAAGAGAGUGAAGCUACGAAGGCCAAGAACCAGGACACUCAAGAAAGGAAAGCAGCCCCACCAAACGCUCCAGAAAUUCCAGAUAACCACUAUUUAGACAAUUUAUGUAUUUUUUGCGGGGAGAGGAACGAGUCCUUCACCGAAGAAGGCCUGGACCUCCAUUACUGGAAGCACUGCCUCAUGCUGACAAGAUGCGAGCACUGCAGACAGGUGGUGGAGAUUUCCAGCCUGACGGAGCACCUGCUGACUGAGUGUGACCAGAAGGACAGCUUUGGAAGGUGUUACCGCUGCAGCGAGGCUAUUUCAAAGGAGGAGCUGCCCAGACACGUCAAAACCAGAGACUGUAACCCUGCCAAGUCAGAGAAGCUGGCAAACCGGUGUCCUCUGUGCCAUGAGAACUUCAGCCCCGGAGAAGAGGCGUGGAAGGCCCAUCUCAUGGGCCCCGCCGGCUGCACCAUGAACCUGCGCCGGACGCACGUGCUGCACAAGACGCCCAUGCUGCCACCAGGUAAAGGCCCAGCCGCCACCAGGGCAGGGACCUCAGGAUCCAAAGUGGGAAGCAAGAUCCCCACCCCGAAGGGGGGCCUGAGUAAAAGCUCCAGCAGGACGUACACGAAGCGGUGA